CGCGCCUCGCGCCCAGCCGGGCGGGCUUCUGGCUGCGCCAGCUAGCCGGGCCGGCGGCGCCCGCGCCGAAGACCCCGCACCGGACCCUGAGAUAGCGACAGGCACUGCCUGCUCCCACUGCCUGGCUGGAUAUGAGGAUCUCUGGGGCAGGUCUUCCCAGGUGCGGACUUGAGACAAAGGAACCAGGAAGCGGGGCCUUCCUGAGCGCAGAGGAGAAAACUGCAGUCCGGGAUGGCUCAGUCGGCCCUUCCAAAGUCGCGCAGCUGGUCCUGGCCGAGCUGCGAGAGUGAGGCACAUGGCCCCUGCAGACCGGGCCUCGGAGGGUCCAAGGCUUGAGGACCCGUCGGCCCCCCACCCCCUUGGAGAGGCAAGGAGAGGAUCCUGCGCUGGUAGUGAGCCUCCACUUCUGCCCUUGACUGCAACACCCUAGUGCCCCCCUGGCUUAGUCAUGGCGAAGCUGGAGACACUGCCUGUGCGCGCUGAUCCAGGGCGGGAUCCCCUCCUGGCCUUUGCCCCUCGGCCCUCUGAGCUCGGACCCCCAGACCCUCGUCUGGCCAUGGGCAGUGUGGGCAGUGGGGUGGCCCACACUCAGGAGUUCGCCAUGAAGAGUGUGGGCACCCGCACGGGGGGUGGGGGCAGCCAAGGCAGUUUCCCCGGCCCCCGUGGCAGUGGGGCCAGCAGGGAGAGGCCAGGCCGCUACCCUUCGGAGGACAAGGCUCUCGCCAAUUCACUCUACCUCAAUGGCGAGCUACGGGGCAAUGACCACACAGAUGUCUGCGGCAAUGUGGUGGGCAGCAGUGGUGGCAGCAGCAGCAGCGGCGGCAGUGACAAGGCCCCACCACAGUAUCGUGAGCCCAGCCACCCGCCCAAGCUCCUGGCCACCUCUGGCAAGCUAGACCAGUGCUCAGAGCCGCUAGUUCGGCCUUCGGCCUUCAAGCCUGUUGUACCCAAAAACUUCCACUCCAUGCAGAACUUGUGCCCCCCCCAGACCAACGGGACGCCUGAGGGACGACAGGGCCCUGGUGGCCUCAAGGGUGGACUGGACAAGUCUCGGACCAUGACCCCAGCGGGUGGGGGAGGGGGCGGCCUCUCAGACUCAGGCCGGAACUCACUCACAAGCCUGCCCACCUACAGCUCCAGCUAUAGCCAGCACCUGGCGCCCCUCAGUGCCUCCACCAGCCACAUCAACCGCAUUGGCACUGCCAGCUAUGGUAGUGGCAGUGGCGGCAGCAGCAGCGGUGGUGGGUCAGGCUACCAGGACCUGGCGGCCUCUGACAGCGUGCGGGCCUCCAGCAAGAGUGGGUCAUCCUCAUCCAUGGGGCGGCCAGGCCACCUGGGAUCAGGGGACGGCGGAGGUGGAGGCCUGCCAUUUGCGGCCUGCUCACCACCCUCGCCCAGUGCUCUGAUCCAGGAGCUAGAGGAACGGCUGUGGGAGAAGGAGCAGGAGGUGGCAGCUCUGCGGCGUAGCCUGGAGCAGAGCGAGGCGGCAGUGGCCCAGGUGCUGGAGGAGCGUCAGAAGGCCUGGGAGCGUGAGCUGGCCGAGCUGCGGCAGGGCUGCAGCGGGAAGCUGCAGCAGGUGGCCCGGCGCGCCCAGCGUGCCCAGCAAGGCCUACAGCUGCAGGUGCUGCGGCUGCAGCAGGACAAGAAGCAGCUGCAGGAGGAGGCAGCCCGACUGAUGAGGCAACGGGAAGAGCUUGAGGACAAGGUUGCCGCCUGCCAGAAGGAACAGGCCGACUUCCUGCCCCGGAUGGAGGAAACUAAGUGGGAGGUAUGCCAGAAGGCUGGGGAGAUUUCCCUACUGAAGCAGCAGCUGAAGGACUCGCAGGCGGACGUGUCCCAGAAGCUGAGUGAGAUCGUUGGGCUGCGCUCGCAGCUGCGGGAGGGCCGGGCCUCGCUGCGGGAGAAGGAGGAGCAGCUGCUCAGCCUGCGGGACUCCUUCAGCAGCAAACAGGCCAGCCUGGAGCUGGGUGAGGGCGAGCUGCCCUCUGCCUGCCUCAAGCCGGCGCUGACCCCAGUGGACCCGGCCGAGCCGCAGGACGUGCUGGCCACCUGCGAGAGCGACGAGGCCAAGAUGCGCCGUCAGGCUGGGGUGGCUGCUGCCGCCUCCCUGGUUUCCUUGGAUGGGGAGGUGGAUGCUGGCGGGGAGAGUGGGACUCGGGCCCUGCGGCGGGAGGUGGGGCGCCUGCAGGCUGAGCUGGCAGCUGAGCGGCGAGCCCGGGAGCGCCAGGGCGCCAGCUUCGCAGAGGAGCGCCGAGUGUGGUUGGAGGAGAAGGAGAAGGUCAUCGAGUACCAGAAGCAGCUGCAGCUGAGUUACGUGGAGAUGUACCAGCGCAACCAGCAGCUGGAGCGGCGGCUGCGAGAGCGGGGGGCUGCGGGAGGUGCCAGCACGCCUACACCCCAACAUGGGGAGGAGAAGAAAGCCUGGACCCCCUCCCGCCUCGAGCGCAUCGAGUCCACAGAAAUCUGAUCCCCUACCUGGGCAUGUGGCCUUUUGACAAAUACCCAGUCAAAGGCCAGAGUCCCCAGUAUCCCCUCCCUGCCAUCUGUUUUCCCCAUGUCCCCUCUAUCCCCAGACCAAAGAGGUUCUCAAAGCAGCUGUGACCAGGCCCCUCCCCUCCCCUCCCCUCACUGGGUGCCUCCCAGCGCUACCACUGCCCCUCUGGGCAGCCCACUCGACCCUCCUCCCAAGGAGGAAAUAGGGGAAGGGCAGGGUGAGUGGGGAUGAGGAGCCCAGGCAGCAGGGGAACUCAUGCUCCUUUUCUUGGCACUCCCUUGUUGGAGAGGUGGCAGGCCUUGCAGUGCCAUGAGGUGCCCAGCUCCUUGGUGGGUCUGCGCUGCUACUGUCGGCCACCCUGUGUCCAGAGAUGCUCUCUGUACCCAUCUCCUAGGCCAUGUAACCUGAGGGGGCUUGCGUGAGUUCUGCCAAAGCUGACACCUUGGACUCCUGGCCUCUCUCCUUUCAGUACUUUUCUCCCUCCCUGGGCAGACUGGCAGGACAAGUGGGGGCAGGUGGCCUACCUGCGGUUGAGAGGGCUACCUGCCCAGCCCCUCCCUGCCAAGGUCUCUUGGACUCAGGCCUCAGAGCCUGGCCUGGUCCUGAGUGUGUGUCCAUAUGUGUGUGUUGGAGGAGAGAAGGGCUGGGGCUGGAGGCUCAGUGCCCAGGGAAGAUCUGCCAUCCUAUGCUUGAGAAGGGUCACCUGGAGGCUUCUUAGCUUUACCCUCACCCUUCUGACCCGGAUCCCACAGCACAACAGCCCCAUCUGCUUGGCUGACCCCACACCCAGGGCCACUGUCCAGCUCUAACUACAGCUAUUAAGUGCCACCUGCCUCUCAGGCACUCCCCUCACCUAGUUUCUGAGGCCACAUGAGUGUCUGUGAUGUCUUCUUGUGUUUUCCCCAACUUGAUUCCCUCAGCCACCUCUGCUUUCGUGCUCAGCCUACUGCUUUCAUGCUCAGAACAUCAUUGUCCUAGGCCGUCUCUUCCCCCAAACCUCACCUUUUCUUCCAGUAGAAAACUGCUUGAUCUUUGGUGCACUGCCCACUUCCAAGUUCCACUGGGCCCAAGCUUGAGCCUGAGGCCCUUGUUUUGGGGGGUGGGGGUGGCUAUGAUUGCUCUUGAAGAGCAAGACUGAACUGAGAGGAUCACUGACCCCUGGGUCCCAGAGGCCUGAAGUAGCCCAGUGUUUGCCCAGGGUAGGCCUGGCAUGGCCAUCAGUGGGGACUGGGGCAGCCAAUGUCACUUCCUCCUCUGGGGGCCCUCUCAGAGUCCAUCUCCCCAAAAUAAGAAGGGAAAGGCAAAUUUCUUAACACACCAGCAAUAAAAAUCAGAGGAGGCUUGGCCCUCAGCCCUUGUAUUUCUCUUUUCACUCUCUCCUUCCCACCCACAGACUGGGUUUGUGGGGCAGGGUGGAGGGAGCUGGCAACUACUGUGAGCAAUCCCCCGACCCCUGACCAGCCUCCUCCCAUGACUGGUGACUGUUUAACGAGCUGUGCAUCCCCCACAAAAACAGGAGUGCCCCUGUGGCCUCUCCUUCUGCACAGCCCUUUCCAGUGCCCCUCACCAGAUCUCUGAGCUGGGUGGGGGGCCGUCCUGGCAAUCACUGCCCAUUCCACUCACCCUUCACUGCACCUGCCCCAGAAACUGGGCCUGGGCCAGAGGGGCAGGGGGAAGAGGAGGCAUUAGUAGGAAAAAAAAAAAAAGAAAAUAAUAUGAACAGACUAAGCUUUGGGAUUUCCAACUACAAAAGAAAUUAUAUAUAAAUAUAUAUAAAUAUAUAUCUCUACCACACGUGAUGGAAAGACUUCGUUUUCUUUUCCCAGAGAAAUAAAAUGGAGGAAGCCUCUUGAG
Messenger RNA from Mesoplodon densirostris (Blainville's beaked whale), 4348 nucleotides. It is a transcript of the gene LZTS3, whose product is annotated as leucine zipper tumor suppressor family member 3. The record is from RefSeq and is a predicted model, not a curated record. Gene Ontology annotation, biological process: regulation of dendritic spine morphogenesis. NCBI's taxonomy places the organism in Eukaryota, Metazoa, Chordata, Mammalia, Artiodactyla, Ziphiidae. Bases 449 to 2467 code for a protein of 672 amino acids. The transcript is spliced from 6 exons. Gene Ontology annotation, cellular component: dendritic spine.